AUGUCGCCUAAAAAAUACCUCAGUGGCUCAGUUAAGCGAAAAUUAAAAGAAAAAAAAGAAAGAAGAAUUUAAAAAGUUGCGUGAAAAUUUAAAUAAAUUUGUUUUCACAAUAGAUGAACCAUCUUUAACAGAAACGCCGUUAGCUGUUGAAAAUUCAGAAAGUAAGUAACUUAAAAUACUUUAUAACCAAUUUUGAUAUUAUAUAUAUAUAUAUGUAUAUUAUUAUUAAUCAUAUAUGCCAUACCUAUAGUUUUUAUAAAAUUAAAGAUUUGGUUUUGAUAUUUUUACAGCAAAUUCGCAAAAUACAAGUUUAGAAGCCAGCCAUAUUAAAUUAAUCGAUACAACAAAAAAUGGAGAAUCCACAAAUCGUAGGGUAAGUUUACAUGAAAAUAAACUUGUAUCUCAGAGUAAUCAUCAAACCGAUAAGCAGUUAAAUAUUACUAAUAAUGAACAACAAAAUAAUUUCGAAAAUUACACUGAUGACAUUGUUUUUUGGCCAUUAUCACUUUCUGACAGUUUUCAAGAGUUUUUUACUGUACAUUCCCCCCAAACCAAAAUAUACAUGCUAUAG
Messenger RNA from Cinara cedri, 571 nucleotides. The record is from the annotation of a GenBank genome assembly. NCBI's taxonomy places the organism in Eukaryota, Metazoa, Arthropoda, Insecta, Hemiptera, Aphididae.